GCCAUGUCUGUGAGGUUGCGCUUCCUGUCUCCUGGGGAUGCUGGGGCUGUGGGGACCGUGGGCCGCAGCGCCUCCUUCGCUGGCUUCAGCGCACAAAGCCGGAGGGUCUCAAAGUCCAUCAACAGGAACUCUGUGAGGUCUCGGCUGCCGGCCAAGUCCUCCAAGGCUUAUGGAACACUGCACAAGGGCUCGCUCUGCCUGGACCCCCGGCCGCAGCAGGUGAAGAAGAUCUUUGAUGCUUUGAAGAGAGGCCUCAGGGAACACCUGUGUGAGCAGCAGGCCGAGCUGGAUUACCUGUGUGGACGACACACGGACACCCAGAGGAGCUCCCGGCUGGCUUUCUACUAUGACCUGGACAAGCAAACGCGCUUGGUGGAGAGACACAUCCGGAAGGUGGAGUUCCACAUCAGCAAGGUGGAUGAGCUCUAUGAAGGCUAUUGUAUCCAGUGGCGUCUGCGAGAUGGCGCCUCCAACAUGCAGCGUGCCUUCAGCAACAGCACCCAGAGUCGCGCGUCCCGUGAGAGCCUGCAGGAGCUGGGCCGCAGCCUCCAGGAGUGCAUGGAGGACAUGUGUCUCAUAGAGGGGGCCUUGGAAGUUCACCUGGGCGAGUUCCAUGUCAGAAUGAAAGGCUUGGUGGGCUAUGCACGCCUCUGUCCCGGAGACCAGUAUGAGGUGCUCAUGCGCCUGGGCCGUCAGCGGUGGAGGCUAAAGGGCCGGAUAGAACCAGAUGACAGCCAGACCUGGGAUGAGGAGGAGAAGGCCUUUGUGCCCACAGUGCAUGAGAACCUUGAGAUCAAGGUAACCGAGCUUCGAGGCCUGAGCUCGAUGGUGGUGGGUGCUGUGACAUGCGACAUUGCCGACUUCUUCACAGCCCGACCGCAGCUUGUGGUGGUGGACAUCACUGAGUUGGGCACCAUCAAGCUGCAGCUGGAACUGCAGUGGAACCCCUUGGACUCUGAGUGCCGACUGAUGUCACCCAGCCCCACUGGCAGAUUCUCCAUGGGCAGCAGGAAGGGCUCCCUGUACACCUGGACACCACCCAGCACCCCCAGUUUCCGGGACAAAUACUACCUGUCUGUCCUCCGGCAGCCAACGCAGCAGGCCUUGCUGCUAGGUGGGCCCAGGGCCACCUCCAUCCUCGGCUACCUGUCUGACAAUGAGCUCCAGGGCCCCCGCCUGCGGAGCCAGAGCCAGGAGCUACUCGAGAUGGACUCCUUCAGCUCUGAGGACCCCAGAGACACUGAGACCAGCACUUCAGCAUCCACCUCAGAUGUGGGGUUCCUGUCCAUGCCUGUGGUACCCACAGCUUGCAUAGAAGAGGGGACCAGGGAGGAGCCCCCACCCUUGGGCCUGCUGCCAGGCCUGGCUCAUCCAGUCGGGGGUGUGCUUGUGGAACAGCCUGGCUGGAGGGACUUGGGAGGAGAGAGGCUGGCCCUGCAGCAAGAUGACCCAGUCCACAGCCGUGUGGUGCCGCGGAGCCGGAGCCGGAAGGGCCAGGAGGAAGGAGAUGGGGACGGAGUAGAGAGGCCUGUGCAGGAGGUCCUGGACCUGCUGCGGUCUGCAGACCCUGCACAGCCCCAGCUCCGGGAGCUGGAAUACCAAGUCCUCGGCUUCAGGGACCGGCUGAAGCCCCGAGGGGUGCGGCCGGAAGCUGUGUCAGUACAGAGCCUGAUGGACUGUAUCCUCGAGAGCUUUGCCUUUCUGAAUACUGACCUUGCCAGUGACGAGCUGUCCUUGUUUGGGGGCUCCCAGGCUCCUGAGAGGGACAGCCCCCCGCCCCCUCGGCCAUCACUGAAGGUGUCAUCCAGUGAGCUCACAGCUGGUGCCCCUGAGCUGGACACACUGCUCACCGUCCACCUUCAAGUCUGCAAAGCCUUGCUUCAGAAACUGGCCUCCCCUAACUUGUCAACAAUGGUCCAGGACUGCCUGCUGGAGGAAGCAGGGCAGCAAAGGCAGGUACUGGAAGUGCUUUCAGACCUUGACUUUGAGCAGGUCAGCAAGGCCAGGUCGGUUGAAGAGAUCAUCCCACAGGUUCCUCACAGGAAGGGUGGCUUGGCAUUGUGGCAAGGGUGCACACAGCCUGGCGGAGUCCUGGCUUGCCCUUCCUCCACACUCCUCAGCCAGCUCAAGAAGACGUUCCUACAUCGAGUCCGAGGGAAGUACCCAGGCCAGCUGGAAAUAGUGUGUCGCAGGCUCCUGGAGCAGGUGGUCGGCUGUGGCGGGCUGUUGGCCACAGCGGGGCUCCAGGAAGAGCAGAUGGUCACCUGGUUCCAGUUCCAUAGCUACCUGCAGAGGCAGAACGUCUCUGACCUGGAGAAACACCUCGCCCAGCUCACCAAGGAAGUUACUCUCACCGAGGAGCUUCAGUGUGCAGGCCCAGCCAAGGCCUUGAGGAAGCUGCACGGGAAACGUCUGGGCCAGCUGCAGCCCCUGCCCCAGACGCUUCAGGCUUGGGCACUGCUGCAGCUGGAUGGACCCCCGAGGCUCUGCAGGGCUGCCAGAGCACGUCUGGCCAGCGCGGCCAGGAAUAGAAGCUUCCGGGAAAAGGCUCUGUUGUACUACACCAAUGCCCUGAACGACAGUGACGCCAAGCUCCAGCAGGCAGCAUGCACCGCCCUGCAGCAGCUUGGGGGCAUCGAAAGCAUUGACCAGAUCGCCAGCCUGUGUCGGUCUGACCUGGAGGCCGUGCGAGUCACCGCUCGGGAAGCAACCCUGUCAUUUGGUGAGAAAGGCCGCCUAGCUUUUGAGAAGAUGGACAAACUCCACUCAGAACAAGCAAUCUGCCAGGAAGCAGAUGUUGAAAUCACAAUUUUCUAAGACGCUGUGAUCAAUGAGCUCCAAUCCAGUACCGUUCUAACUUGACGCUGUCCAGCUUCCAAAGUGCCCAAGCUUUGGACUGAGCACCUCAGGCACCCCCUCACAAGUGUGGGCUGGUCAGGAUGACUACCUGAGGUUUGGGUCAGUACCUAGCCCAAGGGCACAGUGGUGUAUUCACAGAGCAGGAGGAAGUGGUUUGUGGGACCUCUAAGGCUGUGGCCUCCCCAAGUGCUGUUCUCGCCCGCCUUGCCUUCCUGGGGUGCAGCGCCAGGGGCAGCUGGCACUGGCUGAGGAUCAAGGGUCCAAGACAAGAUGAAGCUCCAAGACAGACAUGCAUGGAUUGUGAGCUCCCUGCACACACUGAGCGGGGGCAGAACUGGUCUGAUAAACACAGGCUGAGAGCUAGCUGGUGGACAGGCCCACUUCCAGCACAUGCCAACCUGAGGCCCAUUAGAUGAAUUGCUUCAGAAGCCAGAGCUGAGGUGGUUUUCAUUGAGGCUAUGGGUUUCCUACUUCAGCAAAUAAAACACUCAAAACGGCAUCUGAGAUGCUCAUGAGGGGCCGAGUGGCUCUUGGGCUGACUUAGACCCCUCCCCACCCCCCAUUUAAUAGUUGCAUGGACCAUGUGUGCUGACUUAUUUUGGUAUUUAUUUCAUGCCCCCAUUCAUGUCCAUUUUCUGAAAUCUCAAUUAAAAACUCUGUAGUGUAUGGUUACCAAGUAGAUAAGGUUAUGUCUAUAUAGCCACACAGAAGAGCGUGGCCAGGGCCACAGGGCUCUGCAGGACCCAUUGAGGACCCUCCCUACACUCUUGAUUCCCAAGGCUCAUGGCAGGCUGCCCUACUCUGGGGACACUUUGAGGACACCCCAGGCCUUUGCCAAGCCUUUGCCCCACUGGAUCCGUCCCAGUUACACGUUCUGCUGCUGUUCUCUGUGAAGCUCAGACACUAUUUUUCACACCUGAAGCUUUCAGUUGUGACAGUGGGCACUGCACUUCCAUUGUUCUGUGGCUCCAGGACCACAGCAGGGACCACCUACCGCACAAACCAUGGUGAAGCCUUGAGAGGCACAGGGCUGUGCUUUCUUUCUUUUUUGCAUGGGGUGGUGGUGGUGGUGGUGGCAUUAAGACAGGGUUUCUCUGUGUGGCCCUGGCACUCACUCUGUAGACCAGGCUGACCUCGAACUCAGAGCUCCACCUGCCUCUGCCUCCUGAGUGCUGGGAUUAAAGGUGUGUGUCACUGAAUAGGACUGUGCUUUCUACUACAUCUGCCAUCGCAAAGUCUGAGGUGACUUUGAAACAGUCCCUCGGAGGCCCUACAUGCUGAGUCUUGGACAUGAAUGGGAGGUCACACUACUUUUUGGGUCUCAUUUGUUUGUCAAGUAUACAUCAAAUGUGGCUUUACGGAUGUCCUGAGAUGGGAUGACCAUGGUGUGUGACAGGCAGCUGGCUAAGGUGUGGUUUGCAGCCCGAAACAGGGACUCCAGCGACAACCGUGAGUCUUGUUAAAGUGCUCCAAGGCACCAGAGGGUAGGUUCUGAAAGAACAGUGUGGAGGCCCAGAGUACCCAACAAGCUCUGCAGCUAAGGCAGGUUGGCCAGGCACUGGCACCCACAACCCAGAGCACGCUAACCCUACAGGGAAGACAUCUACCUCAUGCUGGCAGGGACCAGAUGGCUGCCCAUCCUGGCUCAGGUCCAUCAGGUAAAGAAAUAGAAGCAUCUCACAUCUAUGUUCUUUAAAAACAUUUAUUGUUGCAACUAAAAUGCAGACCCAUUGGUGACACGGCAAGUUGGAAAGGGUGCAGUCCGACAGUUCUGUGAGGUCACAGAAGACCCUGAGACACCCCCACCGGGGCACGCACCACCCCCACCCACCUGCAAAGGUACUAUACCGGAACGCGCUUUUUGUUGUUGGUUUUUAUUUUUGUAAAAAUGCUUUAUUCCAUGGCCAUUAAAAAACAAAACAAAACAAAACAAGAACGACCUGCUGAGUAAAUAUUGGCUUAAGGCUACAGCAGCCUGCUACCUCCAACACAGGCAAUGGGUGGAGAGCGCCUGUUCUCCAGGACAUCCACUAGAAGGCUACUGUACACACCCCACCACAGACACAGCCCACUGCUGACUGCUCCCAGCCCGGACCGGCUGCGCCACCUCUCCAGGCUCUGUGGGCAAGGCCACCACCAUUCCCACCAGUGGCUCUGUGCUGGCUUCUCUGGGUGAAAGGCAAAAUGUGAAAUGCUGGCAGGAGGCAGUUUGGAGUUCCAGCUGCCUUCGCUUCCUGUUUUAAAAAAGCCACCCAAUGUGGAGGUCUUAAGUUCCUCUCACAGGAAGAGUCAUGAGCACCAUCAUCAGUGUCUACCAGGCUCAAGAGUGGCACACCUCUGGGCAAGGUGACAGGCCAGUGAUGACAGCGGGCUGAUUCCAAGGACUGUUACCCGGGGCUGCCCAGGAGGGUGCUUCCCACAAGCUGCCUUGCUUCCAAUCCUGGCCUGCUCCAGAAGAGCGUGAACUUGGAAUGGAGGGGCAGACUCCAGAGGUGGAAGGCCCUGCUUGCCUAAGUGUCCAGGGAAUGAGAUGUGACCGUGGAAUGUCUGAGGUGUGGUGGGGCUUGGCGGGGCAGGCCAGGGAGCCUAAAGUAUCCUGCCAGAAGUGAGGCAGUAUCUGCACUAGACAGCACUGCUCCCACACAGAGUGGCCGCUGCUCAGCAACAGCCACAUCUGGUCAGAGUAUGCAGAGGUGGCUGGACAUGGGCUGUCAGUGAGUGGGCAUCUAAGUUCCCCAUGUCAAGCGCAUGGCACCACCAGGGCAGGAGACUUCGUGUUUUCUAGCUAACAGGGAAAGCGGAGGCUGGGAACGGGAUGGACAA
Molecule: messenger RNA, 5682 nt
Organism: Peromyscus eremicus (cactus mouse)
Lineage: Eukaryota; Metazoa; Chordata; Mammalia; Rodentia; Cricetidae
Gene: Ripor3
Product: RIPOR family member 3
Exons: 21
Coding region: 4-2817 (937 amino acids)
Source: RefSeq, a predicted model, not a curated record